Cylicostephanus goldi is the source of this 405-nucleotide messenger RNA. Lineage: Eukaryota; Metazoa; Nematoda; Chromadorea; Rhabditida; Strongylidae. The record is from the annotation of a GenBank genome assembly.
AUGCUACUUAAAUUGUUCCAUGAAUUAUCAGGAAGGCUUCGAACAAAAAAUGUCUUUCGAACACAGGAACAGAGUAGCGAAAAAACAGCAGAACCUGUGGACAGUAAAACAGGAGAUACUACCAAAGGGAAAAUCAAGGAGGUGAGAGAAGGAGAGACCCAAGAUGUCACCUCCGAUAUAGAAGAACCUGACGCUGCUGAAAAGCAAAAUUUUGACGAUUACUUGAAUGCACUUGGAGAAAUAGACAAUGAUAAGAACAUAAAUAAAAUAAUACAAAAUACUAUGACAAGAGAUGAGAAGGACAUAGGUAAUCCUGCUGAACAACAACCACCGCUUCUUCGGAAUACCAUGGAAAAUGUUCCGGUAAUGACCAGACGUAUUAUGUUGUUGUUCUAUUGUAGUUGA